This is a messenger RNA of Cynara cardunculus var. scolymus (artichoke), 1427 nucleotides long. RefSeq names its product post-GPI attachment to proteins factor 3-like. Lineage: Eukaryota; Viridiplantae; Streptophyta; Magnoliopsida; Asterales; Asteraceae. The record is from RefSeq and is a predicted model, not a curated record. Gene Ontology annotation, cellular component: endoplasmic reticulum membrane. The coding region runs from base 229 to 1257 and encodes 342 amino acids. Gene Ontology annotation, biological process: GPI anchor biosynthetic process. Gene Ontology annotation, molecular function: hydrolase activity, acting on ester bonds. The transcript is spliced from 8 exons.
CGUCGCGAAAAUCCUGUUACUAUCUGUCACUAGUUGCCGAUAACUGUAUCGGAAUCAGUUUAGCUCGCAAAGUAAUCUUCGCAUGGCGUUAUAUGCUGUUUACUUGCUUUGCUGGAUCGCGGAUCGAAUCGUGUGUUAGAGGAAGUUCUUGUGAAUGCUGAAUUUCCUGGACGAUAUAUAAGUCUGAGCUAUUGUGGCUGAUUUGCAGGGUAAAAGUGUAUCAGCAGAAUGCUACGUUGCUACUGGGUCAGCUUCUUUUUGGCGCUUUCUUGUCUCUUGGGGGUUCUUCAUGCAAGUGCUGGUGAUGCUGAUCCCUUAUAUAGGUCUUGCCUAGGAGAAUGUGAGAGAACUGGAUGUGUGGGUGAUAUAUGCUUUCCACACUGCAACUUCUCAUCUGAUGGUGCCUCACUUAACGGUCCUUGGUACAUGCAAGAACCUCAGUAUAUACGGUGGAAACAAUGGGACUGUCAAAGUGAUUGCCGGUAUCAUUGUAUGCUCAACAGGGAGAAAGACAGAGCAGCAUCUGGUCACGAGCCUGUCAAGUAUCAUGGUAAAUGGCCCUUCAAACGAGUAUUCGGGAUUCAGGAGCCUGCGUCUGUAGUAUUUUCUGCACUCAACCUGGCAAUGCAUUUUCAUGGGUGGCUAUCCUUUUUCGUACUUUUGCACUACAAACUGGCUAGUAAGUCAGAUAGAAAGCCAUACUAUGAUUAUGCUGGUCUAUGGCAUCUAUAUGGGCUCCUAGCUUUGAACUCGUGGUUUUGGAGCGCUGUUUUCCACAGUCGAGAUGUGGAGUGGACAGAAAAGCUAGACUACUUUUCAGCAAUCGCCUUGCUUGGAUACUCACUCAUCGUAGCCAUAUUAAGAAGUUUUAAUGUGAGGCUGGAGGCUGCAAGAGUCAUGGUUUCUGCUCCAUUGCUUGCAUUUGUUACCACCCACAUAUUGUACCUCAACAACUACAAACUGGAUUAUGGUUGGAACAUGAAAGUGUGCAUUACAAUGGGGGUGGCACAGCUCGUGAUCUGGGCUGUAUGGGGAGGAGUGAGUGGUCAUCCUUCCCGUUGGAAAGUAUGGUUUGUGGUAGUGGCAGGAGCAGCUGCAAUGCUGUUAGAGAUAUAUGAUUUCCCUCCAUACGAAGGAUUUGUGGACGCACAUGCUGUUUGGCAUGCAACAACCAUCCCUCUGACUUAUCUGUGGUGGAGUUUCAUCAAGGACGAUGCUGAAUUUAGAACAUCCAUUCUAUCGAAGAAGCUGAAAUAGCAUCUUGGAAGCCUCUGCCAGGUAAGGAAUCAAUCCUAGCUACUGAUUUUUGUUAUGUGUAUCUUGAUUUGUUUGAGCCAACAACCCUUCUUGGUCCAAUCAGAAAAGCACUAAUUGGUUAAACUCGAUGACCCAUUAUUGGAAAUUCACAUAAACAACCGUUCUACUCA